Molecule: messenger RNA, 546 nt
Organism: Gossypium arboreum
Lineage: Eukaryota; Viridiplantae; Streptophyta; Magnoliopsida; Malvales; Malvaceae
Exons: 2
Coding region: 1-546 (181 amino acids)
Source: RefSeq, a predicted model, not a curated record
AUGUCAGCAGAGGGAAUUAGGGUGGAUCCUCAGAAAAUUGAAGUUGUAGUGGAUUGGAAGCCACCGAAGAUAGUAUCUGAGAUUCAAAGCUUUCUGGGUCUAGCUGGGUAUUACAGACAUUUUGUUGAAGGAUUUUCAUUGAUUGUUGCAGCUCUGACUAAGUUACUACGUAGAGGGGUACCGUUUAAUUGGACUGAUAAGCAGCAAGAGAGUUUUGAGAAACUGGAUGAUGUUUUGACUAAGGCCCCUGUUUUGAUACAGCUAGAAUUUAGGAAGGAAUUUACUGUGUACAGUGAUGCGUCGCACAUUGGCUUGGGUUGUGUGUUGAUGUGUUGUACUCCUACCUGUUGGACUGAGCUGGAUGAGCAGCGCGUUCUGGGGCAAAAAUUAAUUUCUGAUACAGAAGAUAAGGUGAAACUGAUUCGAGACCAGUUAAAGGAAGCAUCUGAUAAGCAGAAGUCUUAUGCAGACUUGAAGCGUAAAGAGAUCGAGUGCGCUGUGGGGGACUAUGUCUUUCUCAAGGUCUCACCAUGGAAGAAAUUUUGA